This is a messenger RNA of Coregonus clupeaformis (lake whitefish), 3160 nucleotides long. Its product is annotated as dnaJ homolog subfamily C member 16. The transcript has 16 exons. Bases 117 to 2615 code for a protein of 832 amino acids. Lineage: Eukaryota; Metazoa; Chordata; Actinopteri; Salmoniformes; Salmonidae. The record is from RefSeq and is a predicted model, not a curated record.
GCAGCGUCUCUAACGUUAACUGGUAGCCAAUAUCAAAUCAUAGCAGUCGACAUGAUGACAAGUUGAUUUUGUGACUGGUCCAGGUUGCAGAUCUAGAGACGUUGGACAGGGAGGAGAUGGGUGGAUUGUGUAGGCCGCUCCAGGCCUCUGUGGUCUGGCUGACCAUUCUCCUUCUGCUGCUGGGAGAGAUGGUGAACACAGCCCAGGAGCUUGACCCCUACAGAGUUCUGGGGCUCACCAAAAGCGCCAGUCAAGCAGAGGUCAAGAAGGUGUACAAGAGGCUGGUCAGAGAAUGGCACCCAGACAAGAACAAUGAUCCUGGGGCUGAGGAUAUGUUCAUCAAGAUCACUAAAUCUUAUGAGGUCCUGGGGAAUGUGGAGCGGCGUGCUAACUAUGACCGCUACGGUCAGAUGGAGAACAAGCAGGGUCAGCACCAGCAGGGCUUCAACCGACAAUUCCACAACAGCUUCUACUUCGAUGAGUCAUUCUUCCAUUUCCCUAGGUCAGGCCGGGACUUCUCAGACAACAAGUACCUGCUCCACCACGCAGGGUACAACAGUGAGGUGCUGCCCGACAGCUUCAAGCGGCCCUACCUGAUCAAGAUCACCUCAGAGUGGUGCUUCGCCUGCGUUCACAUCGAGCCAGUCUGGAGGGAGACAGUACAGGAGCUAGAGCCACUGGGUGUGGGUAUCGGCAUUGUUGACAUUGGUGAUGAGCGUCGCCUAGCCAACCAGCUGGGUGUCCAUCGCACGCCAUCCAUCCUGGGUGUGGUCAACGGUAGAGUGACCGUAUUCCACUACUCCGUGGUCAGAGAACACCUGCGACAGUUUGUAGAAGACCUGCUGCCUCAGAGGCUGGUGGAAAAGGUAACAGAUAAGAACUAUGAGUCCUUCCUGGGCAGCUGGCAUGUUGAGAACAAUCCCAGUUUGUUGCUGUUUGACCAAGUGCCUACAGUGCCCCUGCUCUACAAGCUCACAGCGUUUGCCUUUAAGGACUAUGUGCGGUUUGGUUACGUGGACCAGGGACUGACAGAGACAUCCAGACUACUGCAUCAGUUCAACAUCAACAGCUACGCUCCCACAAUGCUGCUGUUCAAGGAGAACACUGAGAAACCUGCUGAUAUUAUACAGGCUAAAGGGAUGAAGAGACAGAUCAUGGAGGAGUUUGUUUCCAACAACAAGUACCUGUGUGUCCCUCGGUUGGUCAACCAGCGUCUGUUCGAUGAGCUCUGCCCCAUCAAGCAGUUCCACCGACGCAGGAAGUACUGUGUGCUGCUGAUCACUGGUGAGGAGCCAGGGUUUGUCCCUGGUAACCAGGCCUUCCUGACCUUCGCCUCGUCCAACACUAAAGACGUGCUGCGCUUCACAUAUGUCUACCAGAGACAGCAACAACCACUGUGUCAGGCACUGCUCCACAACCAGGCCCCACUGUUCGCACAGGUGGUGAUACUGGAGAGGCGGAGCCCUGGAGGUAAGGUAGUGUAUCGGUCUGUGAUUGGUGGAUGGAACGGCAGUGACGAUGAUAAGACCCGCCUCCACGAGCAGCUGGAGCUCCUGCAGAGAGACCCCUCCUACCUGAGCUAUGACGCCACGCUACCUGAACUAAACAACGAAUUGGCCCCCAUGUUUCUGAUUCAGUGGAUGAAUGCAGCUUAUGAUUACUUCCUUCAAAUCUAUGACGACCUUCUCUUCUCCAACUGGCGAGAGAUGAUGCCCAUCCUGUCUCUCAUCUUCUCUGCUCUGUUCAUCCUCUUUGGGACUGUCAUCAUCCAGACCUUCAGUGACUCGGGUGAAGAGAAGCCUCCCCAGAAACCAAAGCCAAAGAACCCACCAAAGACUGAUGAAGACUCAACUGGUAGAGCCAAUACUUCCAGUCGUCCUCCUAAGAAGGACUUUGUAGAGGUGACUGAGCUGACAAACGUCACCUACAUCAGUAACCUGGUCAAGCUGAGACCUGGUCACAUCAACGUGGUCCUAGUCCUCACUGACGCUUCCAAGAAUGCUCUGCUCAGGAAGUACGCCAAAGAGGUCUUCUCCUUCUCCGGGACCCAGACCCUACACUUCUCCUUCCUGAAUGCAGACAAGCACAACCAGUGGAUGCCCUCUCUCCUGGAGUCUUGUCCUACUGCAGCCCGGGACCUGGCCCACGGAGAAGAGGAGGAGGAGGAGGGGGGAGGAGGAGAGAGGGAUGAACACUCCUCUUCCUCUCCUUCCUCAGGUCGUCCCAGAGACUUCGCAGGCCAUGUUCUGGCCCUCAAUGGACACAAGAAGUACUUCUGUCUCUUCAGACCGGUCUUCACUGGUGACACGGACACUGGCGGAGAGAGCUCGAGCUCAUCAUCUUCAUCAUUUGACGAAGGCUCCAGGAGAAAGUCUCGGUCCAGGUCGCGGUCCAAGUCGAGCUCACGUUCGAGGUCCAGGGAGGUGGGGGGUUCGUUUGGUAGGGGAGGCAGGGGUGGUGGGCGGUCCUCCAGGGCUACCAGUCUGGAGGUGCACCAUAAGCUGGACAGGCUGGGGCUGUGGAUGGAGAGGCUGAUGGAGGGGAAUCUGCCCAGGCACAGUGUCCCUGGCUGGCCUGGGCUGGACACCACCUCCUCUAGCUCCAGCCCCCUAUGAUGUGUAAAUGAGGUUUCUGAUAAGAGCAGCUUAAACGUAGUCAUUAUGCAAAGCCAAUUAAUAAUAGAGAAGAUUAAUAUAACCCAAUAAAGGAUACUAGCCUGGUCCCAGAUCUGUUUGUGCUGUCUUGCCAAUGCCAACUUCAGGUGUGACAAUGGCCAUAGGAGUUGGCCAGACAGCACAAACCCAUCCGGGACCAGGCUAGAUACUGAAGCUCCAUUUACCCUAUCACAACAAUCUUUUUUUACUUUAGCUUUAGGGACUAUAGUAGGUGAAGCUUCAAAUGCACUGAUCUUGCCAUUGGCUUUCAUAGGAAGCUGUUAACCAAGAAUUAGGGCUUGAGACAAUUGACGUGUUGCACUGUAAAGCACUGACUACUGUAUGCUUGGAUAUUUUGUUGUUGUAAAUAGACAACAAGGACCCUAUUACAUUUUUUUCAAAAAUAACACUGGCUCUUACGAUUUAAAGAAAAGGGGGAAAAAAGUAUAUUAUGGGGUACAAUUCAGAGGAGGCUGGUGGGAUGAGCUAUAGGAGGACAGGCUCAU